UUUCGAUUCAGCCCCGCAGUCGUUGGAAGGAGCAACAAGGUGCCUCGGAGCGUCUCGGCUGGGGUGUGCAUUUCAGCCUUUUCUCCAGAGAUCCUCGACUAAAUAUGACAGUCUGUGGCCUCAUCACGAAGUCUCAAGAGCCAGUGCCCUUGCAAAGCAUCUCCGUGGAUGUGGCGGUCCAAGGUUUUGUGGCUGAUGUGGUGUCUGAGCUUCGGUACAAGAAUGAAGAAAAGGCCGCAGUGGAAGUUACCUUUGUUUUCCCUCUGGAUGAUGAAGCUGCUGUCUAUGCCUUUGAGGGCCUGAUCGGUGGGACACGGAUUGAAGCCCGGAUCCGAGAGAAGAAGCAGGCACAGCAGGAAUACGAGGAUGCCCUGAGCGAAGGACGGGAAGCCUUCCUGCUUGAGAGGGAGACAAACACCAGUGACAUUUUCAUCUGCAGCCUGGGCAACCUUCCUCCAGAUGGGGAGGCCACACUGAAGCUGCGCUAUGUCCAGGCAUUGGCUCCCGAGCCUGAUGGGGCCGUCCGCUUUGUCCUGCCUGCUGUGCUGAACCCGCGCUACACACCCCAGGGGUCAGAAGGGGACACCGUCACCAAGGGCAUACUCCGAGUGCCCAGGGGAGAGCUUCCGUAUACGCUCAGCCUCAGCGCCACACUGGAGUCCUCCCACGGCAUCAACCGGGUGGAAUCCAAAUGCACCCUUGUGCCCCUUCGCUUCACAGCAGAAGACCGUACUGCUGCCCAGGUCUCCUUGGCUGAAGGGCACCAGUUUGACCGAGAUGUGGAGCUGCUGAUUUAUUAUGAAGAAGUUCACAAGCCCAGUGCAGUCCUCGAGGCUGGGAAGCCUGGAGCUGCACCAGGCUCCCUGAUGGGGAACCCAGCCCUUCUGGUUACCCUGUACCCCAGCUUGCGCUGUGCCUCCAAACCAGGCCUGAAUACCACCGGGGAGUUCAUCUUCCUGUUGGAUCGGUCUGGCAGCAUGGAUUGCAGCACUGAUUACAACAGCUCGGAUGCACCACCACGUAUUCAGAGCGCCAAGGAGACCCUGAUUCUUCUGUUAAAGAGCCUUCCUCUGGGCUGCUACUUCAACAUUUACGGCUUUGGAUCCUCCUAUGACUCGUUCUACCCGCAGAGCGUAGAGUACACCCAGCAGACCAUGUCGGAAUCUCUCCAGCGCAUGAAGGACCUAGAGGCUGACUUGGGGGGCACAGAGAUUCUGGAGCCUCUGAAGGCCAUUUACAGCCAGGCUGGUCGAGAAGGACAUCCUCGUCAGCUAUUUGUGUUCACAGAUGGAGAGGUAUCUAACACAGAUGAAGUCAUUGCAGAAGUUCGACGUCACAGCAGCUCCCACAGAUGCUUCUCCUUUGGCAUUGGCGAAGGGGCCUCCACAGCCCUCAUCAAAGGCAUCGCUCGAGCAGCCGGGGGCAGUGCAGAAUUCAUCACGGGCAAGGAACGCAUGCAGGCCAAGGCGCUGCAGUCAUUAAAGAAGGCCCUGCAGCCAGUAGCAACAGGAAUCUCACUCCGCUGGGAUUUGCCUUCCGGUCUCGAGGCCGUGCUCGUGGGGUCUGGCCCCCAGGUCAUCUUCGAAGGGCAGCGCAGCCUCAUCUAUGCCCAGAUCCGUGGGCAGCAUCAGUCCUCAGGUGCCUCAGAGGGGGCUGUUGUGCUCCAGUACAUCUUCCAAGACCAGACCUUCACGGACACAAUGAAGUUCCCCCUCCAAGCUCAGGAGCGCGACAGGCUCCCUGUUCAUCGACUGGCGGCUCAAGCCCUGUUGCAGGAGCUGGACGGUACUGGAGAGAAGGAUGAAGAAAAGCAGCGCCAGGCUCUGGAGACGAGCCUGAGCUCCGGGGUGGUGUGUUCACAGACAGCCUAUGUGGGGGUGAACACAGCCCUGGGCCAGCCAGUGCAAGGCCCCCUUAUCCACCGAGAUGUCCCCCAUGCAUACUAUAGUGCAGCAAUGCCACAAGUUAUGAAAAAGCGAUGCAGACGAGCAGCCCCAUGCUCUGCUGCUCAGAGUGCCCCCAUCAUGAUGUUUUCGGUGAAAUGCAAGUCAGCAACACUGGAUAGUGAUCAGUGCCUUUUUUCAGAAGCAGAAGUGCUCACUCCAAAGAAAGAGGAACCCCCUCUCUUGAGGCUGGUCUCUCUGCAGAAUGCUGAUGGCUCCUGGGUCCUCGAUUCUGGCCUGGCCGAUCUUCUGGGCCUGAGCGAGGCUGAGAUCUCUAGCAAGGCACCUGGCCAGGUGACCCCCACUGUGUGGGCAACUGUGCUGGCCAUCCUCUGGCUGCACUCCAAGGCGGCAGAGCAGAGUGAUGAGUGGCAGCUCCUGGAAGCGAAAGCACUCAGGUGGCUUCAAGGAAACGCAGGGUCUCGGCUAGCGGACUGCGUGAAGACUGGCAAUGCCGUGCUGGGCAGCACUGUGAGCCCCCAGACUUUUGGUCUCUGAGCUCCUCUCUGUUCCCUUGUGCCUUAAACUGGAGCUCCUGCUUCCCUGUCUCUUUUCAUCCUGCCCACGUAUAACGGGCUGCUUUUAUGGAGGGCUUGACUGAAUUCCUUGGAUAGUACUCAUUUUCGUGCCUGAGAGUCUUCCUCUCCACUGGGCUGGGGCUCUCCCAUGCCUGGAUGCUGCUGCUCCUUCCCCAGCCAUGAGGUGCCUUGUGGUCCUGAGUCCUUUUUCUCUCUGUAAACCUGCUACAUAGCAGGCUUAGUAGUCAAACUCUGUCCUUUGUGAGCUCUCUGGUUGUAAAUGCUUGGCAUUGGCACAAUACGGAGAAUAAAUCUUAAGCGAGUUAUAUAGCUCUUCUGUCUACCAAAGAGUAAUCCACAUAAUGUGGCAAAUGGCUGAGUGAAAAAUAAAGUGGAAAUCUCACAUCCUG
Messenger RNA from Eublepharis macularius, 2871 nucleotides. RefSeq names its product von Willebrand factor A domain-containing protein 5A-like. Bases 105 to 2441 code for a protein of 778 amino acids. NCBI's taxonomy places the organism in Eukaryota, Metazoa, Chordata, Lepidosauria, Squamata, Eublepharidae. The transcript has 19 exons. The record is from RefSeq and is a predicted model, not a curated record.